Monosiga brevicollis MX1 is the source of this 2445-nucleotide messenger RNA. RefSeq lists its product as uncharacterized. Lineage: Eukaryota; Choanoflagellata; Craspedida; Salpingoecidae. The transcript has 5 exons. The record is from RefSeq and is a predicted model, not a curated record. The coding region runs from base 1 to 2445 and encodes 814 amino acids.
AUGAGCCGGCGCGCAGGUCCCCAUGCAGGCGACUCUCUGCUUGAGGCGCUGCUCGACUCGGUGCAUGUGAUGCUCAGCACCUAUGGUGUCAUCAUCGUGGCUGUUGUGGUGGCCAUUGUUGUUGCCCUCUUGAUUGUGGAGCUCGUUUUUGAAAGUGGCAACUCUGACCCACCUGCCCGCAAACGCACGCCCCAGUAUCAACCAGCUCGCGUCUCCGCUGCCAGCCAACUGGACAGUGACGAUGACGAUGACGAUGACGAUGACGACGACGACGACGACGAGGAUGACAACAAGGACGACAAAAAUCGUCUGGCUGGAGCCCAGCCUCGUCAGCAAACAAUUAUUGGCCAGGUCGCGCAGCAUGUCCGAAACUAUGCCCGUCACCGUCUCACCUCUUUUCAAUUCGAGGAACAAGGGCGUGAAAUGACUCAAAAGGAGCUGGGACUGCUGCGUGAAAGCUUUCGUGGCCUUGAUGCGGCUGAACGUCACCGGUUUUUGAGUCGCCUGCGAAACCCGCGCCAGUUUCAGGAGUUUCUUGCUGGUGCCCCCGACGUGGCCGAGCAUGCCGCUCGUCAUCCUGUCUAUGCCAAUCGCCUGCGCGAAGCCAAUAGUGGGUUUGAUAACCCUCUACCCUACCAAGAACAGCGCUAUGAACGCCGCCUCCAAUUUGAAGAAUCCCUCCAACGCAGCAUGGCGGAGCGGGAUCGCCUCAGCCACAUGACAACGGCCGCUGCGGCCGCCCAAGCGCAGGCCCGAGCGGCUCAAGCGCGAGCUGCCCAGGCCCGAGCGGCCCAGGUCCAGGCGCAAGCGCGAGCUCGUGCGUCCACUCAAGCACAAACCCAGGCUCGUGCUCAGGCUCAGGCCACUCAUCGCCCCGUGACCACCAAUGUACCAGCCCCACGUCCCACGACCCCUCCCCCCAGCAAUGCUGCCCUGAUUUCCGCCAUCCCAAGAUUUGGCUGGCUUGACGCCGCCAUUCAGAUUUUGGGGACAGCCAUUUUGUUUGUCGGAGCCAAGGCUUACGCACAUGGCUGGGCGCUCAACUGGGAUGUCAUUGCGUUUGCUUCCAAUAACACACCCUCCCUGCGUGAAUGGCUGAUCCUCUGGAGCGCGGCCGUGGGAGCCCUCCUCUUCCUGACUCAGAUCAUUUCCGUGGCAUACCUGGUUCCCAACUUGUUGCUUCGUCCCUGGCGCAUCUUGGCUCCUCUGACAGCCGUCAUUGCUCCACUGUUUGCCCGCCUCGAGGACGCUUGGGAUGCACUGCUUCACGAUGGCAGCUUUGGCCAGCAUGCCUCGGGCCUCUGGCAACUGGGCCGCUCCUUUGCCGAGAUGUCUACCGUGGUUUUCCGCGUUGCAACGCUGGCCCCUGUUCUGUACCUACAAGGCAUGGCUCAAUUCCUGGGUCAGAGCUACCGUCACACACUUUUGGCAGCCACAUUGGCCACCAUUCUUCUCGCUGGUUUGGGCUACCGGUUCCCUCGCAAUGAACUGCAGGCCCAGGGUAUGGCCCAGGCCCCGCUGCAGGCCUUUCGCGUUGAGGCCGACCUCGUGGCCGAAUCGAUGGCGCGCCUUUUCCGCACGUUUUUUCACAAUGCGAGUCUGGAAGCGGCCCUGCUCAUGUUCUACGGCCAUGCCGUCUUUGUCGUCGGCAUUAUUGCAGCCCUGACGCUGCUCAACGCCUUGCUUGCUUACAUCCCUCUCGGCGCCAUCUACGUCAUCCUGGCCACUGUUUUCCCGCCUUCCCUGGCUCUGGAUGCCCUCUUUUUCAUCUUAAUUGUGGCUCUGCCGCUGGCUUAUGGCCUGCGAUCGGCACUUGUUGAUCUGCAGGCUGGCGCGGCAUUGCUCGUGCCGACCAUGGCCGCCAUUGGCUCGGCGCUGACGAUGAACUUGCUGUCCGCUCCUCAGCUGGUUGCGCUCUGGAAUUCGGGCUCCAUCGCGGCAGCAAGCCUGCUGCAGGCCAGCCCACCCAUCGUCGUCCCACAGCAAGUUGAUCUGCCCGAUGAGAGUCUGUCACUCAUUUACAGCGUCGUUGACGCGUGCCUGAAGGUGACCUGCGGCGCGCCCCAAGAGCCCUUCCAGCGCCAGCUUGGCGACAUCACGCCUCCCGAUCAACUUUUUGAUCUUGACGUCUGUCCUCCUCAAGCCGUUGCGGCUUGCAAUGCUUUGGCAGAUCAACCCCUUCCCUUCGACUUUCUGAGCCUGACUCGCACGCUGACAGGUUUGCGGGUCAUGACUCUUGUGCUCACGACCGCAGCAGCUGCGUACAUCAGCUAUCGAUACACGAAUUGGAGCGUCAUCAUUGCCACUGCUGUAGCAGGCUAUGCGCUCACACACUCCCUCGCAGAUCUACGAUCUGUGCCCGGCUUGGUGGCCAUGGCCUUGGCCGUCCUCUACCAGCGCAACGUUGCCUUGCCUCUUUCCCGUGUUUUCGGCGCGGCCCCCUAA